Nematolebias whitei (Rio pearlfish) is the source of this 1306-nucleotide messenger RNA. RefSeq names its product GDP-L-fucose synthase. Bases 65 to 1042 code for a protein of 325 amino acids. Gene Ontology annotation, molecular function: GDP-L-fucose synthase activity. Gene Ontology annotation, biological process: nucleotide-sugar biosynthetic process. The transcript is spliced from 10 exons. The record is from RefSeq and is a predicted model, not a curated record. Lineage: Eukaryota; Metazoa; Chordata; Actinopteri; Cyprinodontiformes; Rivulidae.
GAGGAGAUCACGUGCUUCUGGCAGCAGCGAGACCACUUCCGGUUUCUGUGCCGACGGCUAACAGAUGAAUUCCCAGACUGAAGGCUCAGCUCCCAUGCGGGUGCUGGUGACGGGGGGGUCCGGCUUGGUGGGGAGGGCCAUACAGCAUGUGAUCAAGGAAGAAGGAGCGUCGAAGGACGGGGAGGACUGGAUAUUUCUGUCCUCCAAAGAUGCAAAUCUCACGAACAAAGAGGAGACGCUGGCAGUGUUUGAAAAACAUCGGCCCACCCACGUCAUCCACCUGGCUGCUAUGGUGGGGGGGCUUUUCAAAAACAUGAAGUACAACCUGGACUUCUGGAGAAACAACGUUUCCAUCAACGACAACGUGCUGCAGGCAGCGCACGACGUGGGUGCAGUUAAGGUUGUUUCCUGUCUGUCUACCUGCAUAUUUCCUGAUAAAACGACGUAUCCCAUCGACGAAACCAUGAUCCACAAUGGUCCACCUCACGACUCCAACUUUGGCUAUGCAUACGCGAAAAGGAUGAUUGACGUUCAGAACAGGGGUUAUUUCCAGCAGUACGGUCGUGGCUAUACAGCCGUGAUCCCCACAAACGUGUUUGGUCCUCAUGACAACUUCAGCAUAGAGGACGGUCAUGUGCUUCCAGGCCUCAUUCAUAAAGCAUACCUUGCUCAAAAGGAGGGAAAGCCCCUGGUGGUGUGGGGCUCCGGCUCUCCGAGAAGACAGUUCAUCUACUCUUUGGACUUGGCUCGCCUUUUCCUCUGGGUCCUGAGGGAGUAUCCAGAGGUGGAGCCGAUCAUUCUCUCUGUUGGUGAGGAAGAUGAGGUGUCCAUAAAAGCGGCAGCAGAUGCAGUGGUCGAGUCGCUGGGCUUUAAAGGAGAAGUGGCGUACGACACCAGUAAAGCAGACGGCCAGUUCAAAAAGACGGCCAGUAACGCCAAGCUCCGCCGCUACCUGCCGGACUUCAAAUUCACCCCCUUCAACCAAGCUUUAAAAGAAACAUGCGAUUGGUUUGUUGCCAACUACGACACAGCUCGGAAGUAAAAACCUGCUGCUGAUCCAGAUGAUGCCGAGCCCGGAGACUCGUUCUGUUAGAGGUCAGAGGUCACAAGCGCAGACGACAGUGGGCCAAGCGACUGAUCCUGAAUGAGAAGAGCUAAAUUUGUUUGAGUUAAAGUCUGCAGGACCAAACUGUAGCACGUGGUCCGUGUUGCAGACCUUUCUCAGUUUAUUCAAACUAAAGAUAUGGUUGUGGUUACAGUUCCUGUUUUCUUCAGUUAAAUUAUUCAAACUAGUUUUUUUAAUUCA